Prorocentrum cordatum is the source of this 1086-nucleotide messenger RNA. Lineage: Eukaryota; Dinophyceae; Prorocentrales; Prorocentraceae. The record is from the annotation of a GenBank genome assembly.
AUGAUGGCGAAGCCGCGCGUGCUGAUCUACAACUUCUGCUUUCGCCGUCCGUUCCUUGCUCUGCUCGUGCGCGAGGACCCGGAGCUCUUCGCGCGCGACGUCCUCGCGGGCGCGCACACGGGAAGCGUCGGCCUGCAGCGGGAGGACGUGGCCUUUCUGGACGCCGUCUCUCUCCGAGAGGGGUCGUGGAUCGACUGGGGAGGCGCCGAGGCGUCGUCGCCUGGGGGGCUCGGGCAGCUCCUGCUGAUCCCGGGAGGCUUCGACCUCGGCUACUGUAAGAAGCUGGACGGGGACGGCGUGGGGAUCAGGGGUUUCGUCGAGGGAGGCGGCUCCUUGUUGGGCCUAUGCGCAGGGUCCUACUUCGCGAGCAGGCUCUGCAAGUUCGACCUGCACAACUGGGCGGCGCAGGACAGGCGCAUCGUCGGAGCGAGAGAGCUGGCGCUGUUCCCUGGCACUGCUGAAGGGCCCUGGCUCGGCGACUACGCGUACACCGGCGACCAUACCACGGGCCGGGUUGCGAGGAUCGUGGUCAGCCGGGAGCUGGAGAUGCCCCUGCGUGAGAGAGGCAGUGGCACUCGAGCAAUGUCGCCAGACGCGCCUGGCCAGCAACCAUCUGCGGGGGGUCGGUCAAUCGAUCUGGGGCCGCGGUCUACAGGAGCGGCGCGCAGGGUGGGUGCAUUGGUGGAGCAGGUGUGCGCGGACUGUCGACGGGACGUCAGUACCAGCGUGGUCGACGAGGAGGUUCUGGGCGUGUAUUGGAACGGGGGUCCGAGGUACAUCUUGGAUCAGGAGUAUCCUGCUUCUGCGCAAGUGCUGGCUUGCUACGCGGACGCUCCGCUACCAGGCUGGCCCUCGAGAGAAGCGGCAGUGGUUGAGGUGCGAGUGGGCCAGGGUCGCGCGAUCUUGAGCGCCGUUCACCCUGAGAUUUCGAAAGCUUACUUACAGAGACAGCGAUCAUGCACUGCAGGGCAAGACACAGCUCCCGCUUGUGCGCAAGUUUCGAGCCAUGUGCUGUCGAGACUUGACGAGCAGGACUCUCGGCGUUUCCUGGGGGCUCUGGUGAGCCGGCUCUUGAGGAACAAAUGA